Messenger RNA from Musa acuminata AAA Group (dessert banana), 694 nucleotides. RefSeq lists its product as uncharacterized. The transcript is spliced from 3 exons. The record is from RefSeq and is a predicted model, not a curated record. The coding region runs from base 124 to 504 and encodes 126 amino acids. NCBI's taxonomy places the organism in Eukaryota, Viridiplantae, Streptophyta, Magnoliopsida, Zingiberales, Musaceae.
GAGAGAGAGGUGUUUAGCGAAUCACGCCUUUUGUCUUCUAUAUCCGAUGGCGACCUGUAGCGAUGAAGAAACCAGAAACCUAGUCCGGUCGCCACACCCAUCGUUGCCCUCCUCGCACCUCUUAUGCCCCUGCCGCCGUGCCGGCCUCCUCCUCGAAGAAGCGCUUCCCUGUCGCCGAGGCGUCGGCCCUCGAUUCCGGAGUGGAAUCCAGUGAUUAGCGGCGAUGGUCGAGAGGAGGAGGAGGUGAGGCCGGUGGUGUUGAAUGACAGAGAGUAUGCGGAUGGGAUCGGGAGGAUCGAGGAUCAGGGAAUCAGAGGUGGUGUUCCGGCCAAGUUCUUGUACCGGGAAUCGGCGCCGGCGUACUGGAGAGCCAAGGAGAAAAGCUUCUAUCCUUCUACAUCAAGGUUGAGGGUUGGCAUAUGGCAGAAGGUUAGGAACAUGAACUCUUGGUUCUUCAGCAGUCUCGGACAGGAGAAUAAGGACGGGAUGAUCAAAAUACAUUAACCAUUAAGCACCUUUAAGCCCUAGGAUGCAAGCAAAUGAAGCACUGGUGCUCAAUGUCUUUUGGCACUACUCUCAGGUUGGUUAUGUCCAUCUUUGUGUCAAACAUGAUGUUUUCCUAAGAGACCUGAAGUUGCAUAUGUAAGGAUUCUUGUACUCCUUUGUGUAUAAAACAGUAAUUACUUUUUAUGAA